AUGGUUCAGUCGAGCCCCAAGCCUCGUCUGGACCACAAGAGCCCCAAGCCUCGUCUGGACCACAAGAGCCCCAAGCCUCGUCUGGACCACAAGAGCCCCAAGCCUCGUCUGGACCACAAGAGCCCCAAGCCUCGUCUGGACCACAAGAGCCCCAAGCCUCGUCUGGACCACAAGAGCCCCAAGCCUCGUCUGGACCACAAGAGCCCCAAGCCUCGUCUGGACCACAAGAGCCCCAAGCCUCGUCUGGACCACAAGAGCCACAAGCCUCGUCUGGACCACAAGAGCCCCAAGCCUCGUCUGGACCACAAGAGCCCCAAGCCUCGUCUGGACCACAAGAGACCCAAGCCUCGUCUGGACCACAAAAGCCCCAAGCCUCGAAUGGACCACAAGAGCCCCAAGCCUCGUCUGGACCACAAGAGCCCCAAGCCUCGUCUGGACCACAAGAGCCCCAAGCCUCGCCUGGACCACAAGAGACCCAAGCCUCGCCGGGACCACAAGAGCCCCAAGCCUCGUCUGGACCACAAGAGACCCAAGCCUCGUCUGAACCACAAGAGCCCCAAGCCUCGAAUGGACCACAAGAGCCCCAAGCCUCGAAUGGACCACAAGAGCGCCCGCAAAGGAAAACGCUGA
Molecule: messenger RNA, 630 nt
Organism: Procambarus clarkii (red swamp crayfish)
Lineage: Eukaryota; Metazoa; Arthropoda; Malacostraca; Decapoda; Cambaridae
Source: RefSeq, a predicted model, not a curated record